Molecule: messenger RNA, 843 nt
Organism: Pseudogymnoascus verrucosus
Lineage: Eukaryota; Fungi; Ascomycota; Leotiomycetes; Thelebolales; Thelebolaceae
Exons: 3
Coding region: 1-843 (280 amino acids)
Source: RefSeq, a predicted model, not a curated record
AUGGGUCUUCCCGAAGAUCCCACUGAGAAAUCAUCUUCAGCCACACCAUCGUCAGUAAAGCCAACUUUCUGGGUCGAAGUUGCUCCACCAUCGACUCGGGGCGCAAAAUGUCGGCUCGACGGCUGCCCGGCGAUUAUUAUGCCAGGACAAUAUAGGAUUGCUGUGUAUCCAGGCCUCCAUGAUUUCCGCGGACACCAGAGUCCAGGGCUGAUUUUUACUGUCAAAGAUUUCUAUCACGUCGUCUGUUUUGAGAAAAUUGCGGAUUUCUCGCAAGCAGACUUUGUGAAUCAGGUUCAACCAGUUACUUGGAAUACGUGGUCGUUCCGGAAUCUCAACUCAUCCAGCGUGCUCGAUGGGAACUAUCUUCUGGAUGCCGGAGCUGAACGAUUGACGAUAUCCUGGAAAGAGGCCGUCAAAAAGCUGAUUGAUGAGCGAGAUGGUGUGGAGACCAAAGACGAUGCCGAGACCAAAGACGACCCGAGUGCAGCUGUCAGAGACCUGCUCGACAAUGCUGGCUCUUCCAAAUACGUGCCACAAGAAAUUGCAGGUGCGAACGCGUUCGAACUUCGGCUCUUAAGCAGCACACUUGCUCCAAAUGAGAGUGACGGCCCUGAAGAUACCGACGAGUGGAAUCUUUUUGAUGAGUACUUGGUUGCAAGAGACGAUGACCAAAAGAGUUUGGACAACCGGCACACUCUGGGCAUGACACUCUUUCUCUGGAGAGAUCAUGUUGACAAGAAGCGGAUAGAGGAAGAGCUUGACCCAAAAGCCAUCCGAGCAAUUAAACGUCUCGCUGUCACUCCAAUGCCAGAUAUUCAAGGCGCUUUUCUUCGAGGCUUGUGA